This is a messenger RNA of Pleuronectes platessa (European plaice), 2789 nucleotides long. RefSeq lists its product as uncharacterized. Bases 135 to 2789 code for a protein of 884 amino acids. The record is from RefSeq and is a predicted model, not a curated record. NCBI's taxonomy places the organism in Eukaryota, Metazoa, Chordata, Actinopteri, Pleuronectiformes, Pleuronectidae. The transcript is spliced from 12 exons.
AACACACCAACCUCCUUGAGACAAUAACGAAGGACAGAUUUUUGGCCUGUCAGUGUAUCGAUGGCACACAUGGUGUGUUUGCAGUUGAAAAAUCUUUUUGUGGUCCUGCAACACCCAUACAUGUAAUCAAGAAUAUGUGGGGGCCAGCACAGAAGAUCAUCUGUGAGGCCGACCAGUGUCGUUUGAAUGCUGACUUUGCUCAAAGGAGCGGGAUGUUGCAUUUCGAGUGCCACCACAUCCAAUCAUUAUUGUAUUGCCCACGCACUGACGGUCAAACCGUGACACUUCCAGGUGAGGCCUUGGAAAGAAUGGUGGAAAACAAGUGGUUUGGUGAGGAGCGUAAGGCCGGCCUCUUGCGUUUCCAAAAAAAUGCUGAUGCUGAGGGUGUGCCUCUGUCUGUGCACUUGACUGUAAGUGGUCCAACAUCUAAAUUUCAUAUAUCUGUUUAUGAAAAAAAGGUAACAUACCACAGCAGGUUGGGAAGAGUUAUUGUGGCAUAUGAUGCAAAGCAAAACACCUGGCAUUGUCCCUGCUCUAAAGCGAGACAAUCCUGUAUCCAUAAAGCUGUUGCUAAAUGGCAUCUGUUUGUAACAAAGAGGGAGCUUUUUAGGAAGGUGAAGAGCACAGAGGAAGAGACACUUAAUCUUACCGAGAUCAGCACAGUCCAAUACGACAGCGACUCUGAGGACAGUUAUCCACCAGAUGACAGAAAAAUCGCAAGGAUGCUUAAAUACCUCCUCAACAACAAAAAGCUCCCGGCAAAUAUACCCCAGGCUCUCAUAGAGCAGUCGAGAGAGGGGAGAAGAGACGACAGCUUUCCUAAGCACCUUAUCCCCAGAGAAACAAAGUGUGUAGAAUGUGAAUACACACUCUGUGAACAUCUGAUAACAGCGAAAGGCAAGAUCCUGACAAGCACAGGUGUAGUUGAAGGAAUAUCAACAUACAGGAAAUCAUGCCUGAACUGUGGCAUGAUUUACAGAUACCAGGAGUGGGAUGAGGGUAUCCACAACUUUGAUGACCACAUCAUCCUGUCUCUGCACUUGUGCCUGAUGACCCAUACAGCUAUCAGCAAAGUGAUAGAAAUUAUAGAGACAACGGAAAAGGUGUCCUUUCCAAACAAAGAAAGAGUAUUGCAGGCAUACCUCCACUUUGAGGCCCUGACCGACCAUGAAUACACGUACAGUUGUGUGUCAUGUGGAAACAACCCAGCAGUUGUUGUUAUGGACCUCCACAGAAAAGGGGUUUUCAAUAUGCCAGUGAGUGACAUCCCAAGUCCACCUGAAGGCUAUGAUGGAAAUGUUGACAUGGACCAUUUCUGGAACACUGUGGCCACAGAAAUGCUCAGUCGGGGAUUAAUUCCAUAUGGACGGAAGAACCCUUUUGUUGUGCCACCAAGUUAUAAUCACUGGGCCCCCUGGAUUGGCCCACACACCCGGAGGUCAAAUUCUGUGUUGAACACAGAAUUCGAAAAAUUGCAAAGCCCCAAAACGGAUGGAGAUGAUAACUUUAAUGAUGAUGAAAAAAUGAAUGAGGAACGGCUCACAGAUGAGCUUGUGAACCUGAAGGUACAGGAGGUCAGGGCACUGUGCAAACAGUGUGGUGUGGAUGAUAAGGGGUCCAAGAUAGAUAUGGUUAUGAGACUGUCUGACAAAAUGUCUAGUAGAGUCACCUACAACAAGGUGUUUGAGAAAGUGUGGGGUGCUUCUGGUGGUUGGGCAGUUAUCACUUGCCCAUGUGGGGUUGUCUUUUCAGUAAAAUUCAACCUUAGAGCAGAGAGUCCACGUGACUUUGUCGACCUCUUGCUGUCCUGGAAAAACCUCCCCAAUGUGGCUGUGUAUGAUUAUGCCAGGGGUCUGGCACUGCAUGCCAACCACAGGCAGCCAGGAAUAUUUGCCCCUUUUCAGGGAAGGUUACUGGAUCCCACCCCAGAAAACGUGAAGCAGGCCUCGGAGGGAAAGGUCCAUGUCAGCUUGCCCUGGCUGAAAUUUCAAAAAAAGCCACCUGACAAAGAUGGUCACCCUCUUACUGGAUCUUCACAGCAUUUUGCUUUAAACGAUGUGUUCCACCAGGGGAACAGCAAAGACCAGUGUGAAGUUCUAAGAAAACUGGAGCUUGUUCCUGAACUUGCUGGUCUAAUUAACAGCCAGUGUGCCGAGCAGCUGUUUUCAGGGAUGAGAAAAAACAACUACUUUUUAAAUCAGACAACCCCAUCAACACACAUUUUUCUACAAAGAAACAUUCUCCACCAUUACAACAUGGCAAGAAACCAAACAAUCAAAAAUCAGUGCAGCAAGAUUGUUCCUCCAGAUGUUUCAUUGCAGUUUGACACCCAUGGAAGGGUAGUCUUAGCUGCGAUGUCAACUGGGUCAUAUGGGAAAGAACAAGAAGACUCUCAUGUGUAUGAGUCAGAAGUAGAAAUGCAGUGUGACACCCUUGGAAUGGUAGUCUUAGCUCACUCCCCAUCAGCCGUGAUGUCAACUGGGUCAUCAGGGAAAGAACAAGAAGACUCUCAAGAGUUCAAUGAUGACAGUGAGCAGAGACCUCAUGGACACUUCCCUUGUCUCCACAAGUUUUCAGCACACAGAGCAUACUGGGGACAGAAACUACAUGACAGCCAGGAACAACUGCUGUCUCAUGUCUUGGAUGAGACCAAAAGUCACACUCAGCACCUUGCAAUGGUGAAUAACAUCAUCCUGACCCGCUUUGACUUUUGGACUCUGGUUUUGCAGCAGGACAUGGAGGGAACGAUCCUGAACUCUUGUCUCAAAAUGAUUGAGAAGGUAGUGUAA